CACACAGUUUACAAUGCAUAUCACUUCCUUGUUGAUUCCACCAUGAUCAGCAAAGUCAAACUGUUCCUGCUAAACAUUUUAGUUAUAUCGUGGUUAGGUCAAAGUGCCGGUUCCGAGAGCUGUUUCGGACUGUUCUAUCAAACUUACUUUGACAGCUACUAUGGACUUUAUGGUAUAACCACCAGUUAUCGCCAUUUUUAUUUUUAUUAUAAUUCUUACUAUGGUUCCUCUGCUAAGUUCUGCCCAGAUCGUUGCUGUACGAUAACUGACGGGGCUACUUACUACUACUACUACUACAACAAUAGACUCUCAUAUUCCUAUAGGACCUGCUGUUAUAGUUACGUAGAUGUCACACUUUCCUACAAAUCAUCUGGAAAAUCAGCAAGCACCACAGGACUGAUCAUUGGGUGCACUAUAGGAGGGACGCUUUUUGCCGUGAUGGUAAUAUUUUCAUUGCUAGUGGCCCGUUGUAUGUACCGGGAAAGGAAAAGAAUCGACCCGACAUCAACAUCAAAAGAAUCAAAUCCAACUGACGAAUCUUUUGUUACCAUGGCGGACAGCCCAGAGGUCGGAACCAGUUUCACUAUCACUACUUCAUCCACGACGACAAAACCAGCAACCGAAAUCAUUAUUACAUAGUUAGACUACACCAUUCCCUUCUUGUGAGGUCUGAUAGCAUCGCCGAGAGAUGGCAUAGUACUCGAGCCGGAGUACUUUUAUCUAAAAUUUCACAGCUGCUAAUGGAUUGUUCAGUGGUCGUAUACAAAUACGACAUGCCAUUUUACUAUGUAACAAGUGUUUCUUACGAUGCUUAUGACAUAAAUGUGUUGCAUUGUAGGAAUAAUAUAGUCAUAGCUUCAGUAAGUCCUCGUUCUAAUCUAUGAGAGUUACUUCCCUUCAUUUGGCUUUGUCCGUAUAGUGGUAACAUACAUGUAACUGCCGACGUAGCCCGAGAAGGCUAGGUGCUGUACCCAACAUAUUUUAUCAGACUGUGGUCAUCAUGACUAGACCUGGUAUGACAUACAUUUGGAUGGUAUGCCCUAAGGCUGUUGAUAUCAUUGUACAUUUAAAAAAAACAUUACUCUAUGUGUACACUUUGAAAUCUUUUUCGGCAUAGCCGUCUAAUUUUGUUUUGGCCCCGGAUAUGACGCGACAAGUGGCGUUACUGGUCAAGAUGGAGUAUGUGAUUGGUCAAUGUAGC
Molecule: messenger RNA, 1201 nt
Organism: Pecten maximus
Lineage: Eukaryota; Metazoa; Mollusca; Bivalvia; Pectinida; Pectinidae
Exons: 4
Coding region: 43-639 (198 amino acids)
Source: RefSeq, a predicted model, not a curated record